GCGGGCUUAUUUAUUUCUGUUUUGAGGCUUCUCCAUAUAUAAGCCUGUUAUCAUUCUUGGAACCUCUUCAUUCGUGAGUUUUGAUCAAGGGAUUACCGUCUCCUCGUCCGACAUCAUGUGUGCGUUUAAGAUUGUCCUUUCCCUGGCCCUCUGCGCCGUGGUCGCCUGCCAAAACCAGGGCGCCAACCAAUUCCAACAAGGCCAGCAGCAAAACUUUGAUCAGCAACAGCAAUACCAGCCUCAGCCUCAACAGCCACAACAGCAGCAGCAGCAGGCGUCAUUCCAGCCACCACAAUCGUUCCAACCACAACAGACGCAACAAUUCCAACCACCGCAAUUCAACUCAUUCCCGCAAUUCCAACAGCAGCAACAGCCAUUCCAGCAGCAAGAGCAGCCCAACUUCGGCGGUGAGUCAGACGAGAAGCAAGACGACAACCAGUCCCCGCAGCAACAAGAUCAGUCCCCGAGUCCCCAGGGCGGCCAGUCGUUCGGUCAGAACUCCCCGAGCCAACCCCAAAGCAACUCCUUCCCCUCCUUCCCGUCUUUCGACUCCAACUCCUUCUCCUUCGGGGGCGGAUUCUACAACCAGAAGCCCCUCGGUCUCGGCGACAAGAGAUUCAGCGUCGUCGGCCCUGAUGGCUUCACCCGAACCGUAGACUACACCAACGUCUUCAACGACGAGCACGCUGACCUCCCCGCUAACCUGCCCCCAGCAUCCGUCUACAAGUAUGCACCCUACGCCUCCAGCAUCCCGACCUUCUACCGACCUGCCGUUGCUGUCCGACCUGCAGUGACCACCCUCCACGCACCGGCUGUCACCGCCUACCACGCACCCCUCACCACGUACCACGCACCGGCUGUUGUUCCUGCUGCCGUCCAUGCCCCGGUCGUCGCUGCAGUCCGCGCUCCUGUCGUCAGCACGGUCCAUGCUCCGGUCGUCACAGCUGUCCGAUCGCCCGUUGUCAGCACUGUCGCCGCCGCACCGGUUGUAGCAGCCGUUCGCACACCGGUCGUCAGCGCUGUCCAUGCGCCGGUUGUUACCGCCGUUCAUCCACCUGUUGCCUACGCCGCUUACCCUAGGUACCAGUCCGUCUCUUAUGUAGGUUAGUAAGUCUUCUCGCAGUCAAUCCCACUGUGUAUUUAUUCCCGUAUCGAAGUUGUUAUCAGGUGUUAAAUGAUGUUACCAAAAUGAAGUUCCUCGUCCGUUUUUAUAACUAAAUUAUUAAAUUAUUUUUUCAACAAA
Bemisia tabaci is the source of this 1243-nucleotide messenger RNA. RefSeq lists its product as uncharacterized. The record is from RefSeq and is a predicted model, not a curated record. NCBI's taxonomy places the organism in Eukaryota, Metazoa, Arthropoda, Insecta, Hemiptera, Aleyrodidae.